GUUUGCGGUAUACCUCCAAUGUUACAUCGCUCAUUGUAAACGGUGUUCCAGCCUAUAAUGUCACGGAAUUUCCAUGGCAUGCCACAUUGUACCUCGAUGUACAAGGCAAGUCAAAGGAAUUCUUUUGAGCAUCAAUCAUUCAAGAGAAUCUCUUGAUAACAGCAGCUCAUUGCAUAUAUGAAGAAUAUAAUGGACAAGUGAUUAAUCCCAAGAAGAUUUACGUAGCAACGGGAAACAUUUUCCUUGAUUAUAAAUCUAUUUAUCACAAUAUGUUCAAAAAAAUCAGGUGAAACAUAUUUACAUUGUAUGUAAUUAUCUAGGCCUUUCAGGAAAUUAUAUCAAGGAUAUCGCAAUAUUAGAACUCAUGCAACCAUUUGUAUUGUCAUCUACGUUAAUUCCUAUUCAAAAUACUUUAUACAAGAUGGGUGUGAAGGAUUUAUGGAAUAUUUUAUCGCCUUUAUGCGAAAGAAAACCGUUAUAUGAAUUACAAGGAAAGACUAUUGCGAUUGAUUUAAGUGGAUGGGUCGUUGAUAGUCAGACGAUCGUUGACAAUGCAGUACAACCAAAGAUGUAUCUCAGGAAUCUAUACUUUCGUACAGCAUUUCUUCUUAUGCAAGGAAUAUCUCCAGUAUUUGUAUUGGAAGGAAAGGCUCCUACUCUAAAACAUAAAACUAUUGCACGAAGGAAUGAUGUUCGUAGUGGAUUUCAGGAAAGGAAGGAGGCUGCUAAAAAAGGAGGGAGAACACAGUUUAAUCGAGUUUUAAAUGAAUGUAAAGAAAUGCUAAAAUUUAUGGGUAUUGCUUGUGUACAGAGCUAUGGUGAAGCAGAAGCUAUGUGUGCAUAUUUGAAUGAGAAUGGGCUUGUAGAUGGAUGUGUAAGUCAAGACAGUGAUUGCUUCUUAUAUGGUGCAAAAAUAGUAUAUAGAAAUUUUUGUACAAGUAAAGGAAACAAUGGAGCUACUGCAGGUUCUAUAGAUGUCUACAAUAUGGAAAAGAUAGAAAAGACAUUAAACAUAGGACGAAAUAAAAUGAUAGUAUUGGCUUUAUUGUGUGGUUGUGAUUAUAGCGAAGGAGUGAAUGGUGUUGGAAAGGAGGCUGCGUUAAAAUUUUUCAAGACUGUAGAUGAUGAAAAUGUUUUACAAAGGAUUCAAAAUUGGAAAACUGACACAAGUUUAGAUAGAAUUGAAUCAGAUUUAUUAAAUCCUAAUUUAUGUACAUCAUGUGGUCAUCAAGGUAAACUACAAAAACAUAACAAAUCAGGUUGUGAUGAUUGUGGUACUGUUGAAAAAUGUAAUGAUAAUUUCAGAGAAAAGAGAGCACUAAUGUUAAAUGAAAUAUCAUUGAGAAGAAAAAUACUCCAUGAUAAAAAUUUCCCUAAUCAAGAGUUAAUAGAAGAAUUUCUUAACAAAAAAGAUCUGAUUUCAUCUAAAUUGGAUAUAGGUUGGAAGCAACCCCAAGUCUAUCAAUUUAUUGAUUUUAUGGAGAAACAUUUAUGUUGGGAACCACAAUAUGCAUUUGAAAAAAUAUUCACAUUAACUACUAGAUGGCAACUUUUACAUCUGUCAGAUUUUACACCUGCUGAACGUUUGUCUAUGUCAAAUUUAUUUAUUCCUGAUCAAAUAAAAAAGAUACGUAAUAUCAGAUCUAUAGCCAGUUAUGAAAUUAUUUGGAAGAAAGAACAUAGUGUAAUAGAAAUGUUGAAAGAGUACAAAGAACAAAUAGAGCUAAAUGAUAAUGAUAUAGAAGGCAUUUUACUAACAACUAUUGAGCCACAAGACUUGGUUUUAAAAUGUUAUCCAGAAUUAGUUGAAAUAUUUGAAAAUACUAGAAACGUAAAAACGAAGAAACGAACUACUAAUUCUCGCAGAAAAAAGGUUACUACAAAUAUAGAAGAAAAUAACAUUGAAAUAACAAAUAUCGCAAAAUCAAGACAAAAGAAAGCAAAAAAGAAAACAUUAGGAAGCAAAAAUAAUAGAAAGAUUGAAGAUUUUAUAUCUAGAAAUCAUUCUAUGUCGUUAGAAGAAUCCUUUGAGGACAUGGCAAUAACACCAAAAAGAUCAAAGCAGAAAAAUGCUUUGAGUAACAUAAAUAAAUUAAAGAAUGUAUCUGAAAAUGUUGCAAUGGACAUAAAACAAGUAAAACGUGGGCCACAGUUUAAAAAAAUUUUGGAAAUGGAUAAGAUAGAUUCAAAAUUGAAUAAUACGAUUGAUAGGAUAUUUAAUGAACUUUCUCCUAAUGAUUUUAUGAGUGAGAAUGAAGACAAUGAUUUAAAUGUGACAAACAUAAUAGAUAACAUAUGUGGCAAACAAAUUUUUCAAUUUAGCGUAAAAAAUUGGCAGUCCAUUGAAUCUACUAAUCAAGGAAAUGCGGAAAAUUUUCUAGAAAAUAAAAUUGAUGAAUGCAUGAUACAGAAGGAAGAAUAUAUUUAUGCCGAAAAUGAAAAACAGAAAUUAGAUAAUUCUGAUGAUGAAUUUGGAGAUAUAAGUGAAUUGUAUAUCCCAAUUAAUCGAAGGAUACAGGAAAAGGUAAAAGUAAGUAAGGAAAGCAAGGAGGUAUGCAAUCAAAUAAAAAAAUGUAGUUGUGCUUUUGAAAAUGUUAUGGACGAAACUGAUAAUGAAAGUAUACAUUUAGACACGUGAUACUAUAUAAAAUACUAUUUUUAAAAACUGUAAUUACUAAAUGUAAUGGAAAGUUUUAUCAUAUAUGAAGUUUUACAAUAUAAUUCAGUUUUAUAUUAUAUUUGUCAAAUUCAGGUUUUUAAAAUAAGAUGUAUGAUAAAAAAAUCAAUGUUAUAAUACAUGAUAGUGGC
Camponotus floridanus (Florida carpenter ant) is the source of this 2808-nucleotide messenger RNA. It is a transcript of the gene Gen, whose product is annotated as flap endonuclease GEN. Gene Ontology annotation, molecular function: 5'-flap endonuclease activity; four-way junction DNA binding. The transcript is spliced from 8 exons. The coding region runs from base 365 to 2638 and encodes 757 amino acids. NCBI's taxonomy places the organism in Eukaryota, Metazoa, Arthropoda, Insecta, Hymenoptera, Formicidae. The record is from RefSeq and is a predicted model, not a curated record.